UAUGUUAGAAAAAUAUAAUAUUAGUUCUAGAUAUGCUACUGAAAAAUACAUGAAAUACCUAUCUAUCUGAAAAUAAUAAUAAAAAAAAGUUUUUUUUUUUUUAUCUUCAUUUGGUGAAAUAUUGAGUUACCUAUACAUUGUUGUGAAUCACACAAAUGCAAGUCUCGUUUUAAAGCAUUUUUUUUUUGUUUUGGUUCAUUUGCAAAACAAUUUUUUUUUCAAGUAAGAGGGAUACACCUUAACUAGAAUAACUUGUAACUUAUACAAGUAACCAACAACAGACAGAACGAUAGAAAAAAACAGAAGAAAAUUUUAAUUAUAACAUAAAAUAAUUAUAAUUACAUAUCAAUUAUGGAACCUUAUUGGGAAGCCAAUAGAAAGACUCCACAUUCAAUGAAAUAUGAAAGUGAAGCAGCAGUAUCCAGUUUUCCUUAUUGCCGUGAAUCUAGUUUAAAUUUUUCAACAUCAGCGACAGCGUACAGUGAGGACGAUGCAGAGUACGGAAUCGGAAGACGAAACAAAACGUCGAGGCAAGACCCACUUUCACAUAGAAUAAUUGAAAAGAGACGACGCGAUAGAAUGAAUUCUUGUCUAGCUGAUUUAUCUCGACUUAUUCCACCACAAUAUCAGCGAAAAGGUCGUGGCCGAAUAGAAAAGACAGAAAUUAUUGAAAUGGCAAUCCGUCAUUUGAAGCACUUACAAAGUGAAUGCGAACAAAAGGAGAACGAGUAUCGUUUGGGAUAUACGGAUUGUAUGAAAGAAGCUGCAAAAUUUUUAUGUGAUAGCCAAAUGCAGGAAUUUUGCUACCGUAUGCUAACACGUCUGCAAGAGCAUUGUGACGAAACCCUUCUGAAAAAUAACUAUUCAAAAGGACGUUGCCAUCCAGAUAAUAUUAGCGCGACUAGUGAUAGUCCACACAAUGGAUGCCAUCCCACCCAUUUGUCUCAACUACGUGAUAUUUUAGCAUCUGACGUGGAGCAUAGCAGUAGCAUAGACCACAACGACAUCAAAGAUCUAAGUUUUCGCUGUUCUCAUUCCCACCAAACUCCUUUGAUAACAUCAACAGCACCGCCAUCACUUCAUCACGAUUCCAGCAAUCAUGAUUUCGAAUGGUCUCGAGAGCCACUUAUACAUAGUGAAACAGCAAAUAUGCACUCGCCGCCCCCAAACCCAAACAACUCUGAUGACAACUUACUGAUACAAGCGGCUCGUAUGCGCAAUUUUUCGGAAUCAUCCCACGAUAUAGAGCAUAACAACAACUACAAGUACAAAAACCACAUUAAAGAGCGAUUCAACCAGGAUCAUCUGCACGAUGAAACAUCAAGUGAACACUGUACUCCUACGCAUAUCCAAAGUGAUUUAUCAGACCACUCGAAAGAUGAUAUUGAGAUUGAAAGUUCGAUGGAUAAAAAACGUAAAACUGAAAAUGGUGAAGUUAUACGUGUGCCAGCAGCCACAACAGCACCUAGCGAAAUAAAGGAGCUUUCAUUCAGUAACAUUAAAUCUGAACUGAGCAACAAUAGUACAACACUUAUCGUAACUGCAAAACAUCCAUUAAUUCCUUCAACUCCCUUACCCAGUCGACCCUUUACUGUUCCUAUAUUUGCUCUACACGGUCAAGGUACCUACUACGUUCCACUGAACAUAGAUUACAAUAGUCUGCGUCCAUGUCUUAAUGGAAUUGAUCUACUAGAGAAGAGUUGUGUACCAAUGCCAGCCCUUCAUCCAAUCAAUAUAAAUGUUGACUUUGCACCCGCAAGGCACCAAAUUAAUAAAACUAAAAUUGAAGCAAACGGAAAUGGGUGGUAGAGGAGAAGACUCGUGCUAAUAACACGGCAUUAAAUACCUCAGGUUACUUCCUAAAAGAAAACAUCCACUUAUGAACUAAAAUUAAAAAAAAGAAAAAAAUAAUUAUAUUUGCUAGAUUUUUUAGUGAACUGAAUAGUUAACAAAUUAUUAUUUAUAAUGUAUCAAAUUCAACACAAACAUUUGAAAUGAUUUAAAAAAAAAAAAACUGUUUAUAAACUAAGCUUUUUUAACAGUCAUUAUUAUUCAGUUUUAAGAUCAUACAGUCCUAAUUUUUUAAAUUCGAAAAUUUAAAUCUUCUUAUCGUAAAUGAUAUCAAAAAUUGUUUCUGAAUCUCAGUACCUACUCCCGUUUCCCCAAUUCGGAAUUUCCCAUACAUUUGUUUUUGUAUGUAUGUAUAUUUGUAUGUAUAUUUCAUUCGUGUAAUGUGUGAGAAUAAACAUUAUAUGUUGUAUACCUUGUAAAAACCAGCUGUAUCUCAAAAUAUCAGCUGGAAUUAAAACCAUAUAAAUUCGUGGAUAGUCUUUUAAAGUACGUUUUUUAUAAUAACUAAAGGUCCAGCUAUAAUAUUCACUAGCGGACAAGGCAGAAUUACAUUAUUGAAGGAAGCAGUCGAAAGCUUAGGUCAAAAUCCUUCGUCAAGUUUCUUUCCGAAAAGUGAAAAGCAUAAGUUACCUUAUAAAAUAAACGAAACGGAUGCAAAUCUAUUCUGUCUUGACACUUUGAUAAAUUUUCUUCAGUCAAGUGCGAUUGCGAGCGCUGCUCCCUUCCGUUUCAGCUGAAACAACUGAACGAUAAAGUCCUAUCCGUCAAUUACAGUCCAUUCAGUUAAAUCCUGUAUAUUCGCUACCGCAACAUUCAGCCAAUUAAAGUUCUGCCGUUGUAAAAAUGGCAUAUGCGAGUAAACGAACGCACACAAGUUUGAUGGGACCAGCCGUAAUGCGCAUAUGCGUGAUUGGAAAACUUUCGUUAAGAAUAUGACGUGCGCUCUGAUCUGUAUAGCAUGUGUAAAUUUCACAACAAUACCCGAGCACAUUUCUGUUAUACUUCUACUCCCUAUUAUCCUUGCUAUUUGUUCUUACACAUUAUGUCGUUUCACAUUACAUAUGUCGAAUUGUGAUGAUCAAUUCGCUUGAUCAGUGAACAGAGUAAAGGUACGGCCACACCAGAAAGGUUAACGUUAACGUAGAGGUACAGGUACAGUACAACGGUAAGUAAUCCUGUAGUGGUAAAUAAAAGUACACAAACUGUACUAAUAACCAUGCCACUACCGUUAACCUUCCUACUUUUCGAGUUUCUUAAAUGUGGACAUGUGUUCAAAAGUGCUUUUCAACUUUUGUUGCCACGAACGCAAAGAAUGUAAAGAUUAAGAAAGAAAUAUUACGAUUGGUGAGAAUUUAUAGUGAAAAGUUAUGCCAUGGUUUUAAAUUCUAAAUUCUUGACGUAAGAAGUUAGGUGACAUUUGGUAACGUUUUUUGACAUUUAGUUACGAUUUUCAGAUGGAAAUUUUCAAUUCAGAUGGUAAUGUUUGUGUUAGUGAAAAUAGAAAAGAUAGUAAAUGUGCUACACAAAAAAUUGAUAUUUUGUUAGAACGAUAUAAUACUUUAAUUAAUAAAAAAAAAAUGGACUGCAUUUAUUUAGUGUCUGCCUCCUCUUGUUUUUGUUAAUAAAUGGAAUAUUGAAAA
Episyrphus balteatus (marmalade hoverfly) is the source of this 3491-nucleotide messenger RNA. RefSeq names its product transcription factor cwo (gene cwo). Gene Ontology annotation, molecular function: RNA polymerase II cis-regulatory region sequence-specific DNA binding; DNA-binding transcription factor activity, RNA polymerase II-specific; protein dimerization activity. NCBI's taxonomy places the organism in Eukaryota, Metazoa, Arthropoda, Insecta, Diptera, Syrphidae. The record is from RefSeq and is a predicted model, not a curated record. Gene Ontology annotation, biological process: anterior/posterior pattern specification; regulation of neurogenesis; regulation of transcription by RNA polymerase II. Bases 352 to 1809 code for a protein of 485 amino acids. The transcript has 4 exons. Gene Ontology annotation, cellular component: nucleus.